UGAUUGGAAACAGAAUAAUCUCAUUAAUAAAUAUAACAAUAGUAGUAAAUUAGAUUAAGAGAUAAAUAUAAACAUAUAUAUAUAUAGAGAGAGAGAGAGAGAGGCUACUCCUCAUAGGCAAAAAUGGUAGGAGGAGCUUCAACAAAACUGAAAAAAGCAGCAUGUAAAAUCCUGAAAACAACAUGCGCUUCUUUCUCAUGCAGACAACCCCUUGUCAUCGACACUGCCAUUACUAUUUCCUCAGAUUCAAUGGACAAUCAUUCUCCAAAGCCAAGGACAAGUACUGAUAAAUUUUCAGAAAUUGCUUCCACUUCUACCAAGAAUUUGUGCGCCAUAUGUCUUGAUCCUCUAAGUUAUGGCACAGGUGCCAGCCCAGGCCAAGCUAUAUUCAUAGCACAGUGCUCUCACGCAUUCCACUUUGCGUGCAUCUCCUCCAAUGUCCGCCAUGGCAGUGUCACCUGCCCUAUUUGCCGUGCACAUUGGACCAAGCUGCCUCGUAACCUAAACACACCUGGCUCCCUUUCUUGCAACACAACUGACCCCAUUCUCCAGAUACUGGAUGACUCCAUUGCCACUUUCCGUGUCCAUAGACGCUCCUUUCUACGUUCUGCCCGCUAUGAUGAUGACGACCCUAUUGAGCCUGACCACGCACCUAAUCAUACCCGUCUCCAUCUCACUCUCAUACCUGCCCCACUCACUCAUCAAAGCUUCCAUCCAUGCUCAAAUCAAGCUUUGCAGGUCAAUGGGCCCAAUUCAUACCAUCCGUGUGGGAUUUCAUCACUGCAGCACUUAAGCAGCUCAUCAUCAUUAUUAGCAGCACCACAACAUUUUGCACCAAAUGGGCAAACACCUUACCUGUCCAGCUCAAAUAGUAGAGCUUAUCUCUCUGUAACAUUAGCACAUCAGCAAGCAACUGACUUGGUCUUAGUUGCAAGCCCCAAUGGGCCUCACCUGAGACUUAUAAAGCAAUCCAUGGCACUAGUGGUUUUCUCACUUAGACCCAUUGAUCGUUUGGCCAUUGUCACCUACUCGUCUGCUGCAGAACGGGUCUUCCCCCUCAGGCGCAUGACAUCCUAUGGGAAGCGAACAGCACUACAAGUCAUUGAUCGCCUUCUCUACACAGGACAAGCAGAUCCAACUGGGGGGCUCAGGAAAGGAAUAAAGGUACUUGGAGAUCGCGCCCACAAAAAUCCACAAUCCUGCAUUCUGCAUUUGUCUGACAAUCCAACAGCAUAUUAUUACAUGGACAUGGAAGUUCCCUUUCCAGUUCAUCAGUUUUAUGUAGGAUUCGGAUUUGGCAAUUCUAGUGGAUUUGUCAUGCAUGAAUUUGAGGAGUUCCUUGCCAGAGUACUUGGAGGCGUGAUCAGAGAAAUCCAGUUGAGGAUUGGAGAGGGGGCUAGAAUUGUAAGAUUUGAAGAACUGAGAGCUGGUGAGGAGAGGAGGAUUCCUAUAAAUUUGGGCGACUCUAGACGUGUUUGUAUGGAGUAUAGCUAUGUUGAGGGUGGGGUUGAAGAACGCAUUAGGACAGGCGAAAUUCUGGUGGACAUGGAGGAUAAAAGAGAAAGUACUACUGAUGGUACAGAGGCUGUUGUUACCGCGGGUGGGAGGACUAGCAGUGUUGAGAGCUGGGGUUACCAAGAUCCUUGCAUGGCUAGAAGAUGGGCCAAGCAUUUGCAUUGGUAUAGGCUAUGAAGCAUCCUGCAAAGGACUAUAAUGCAAGUUUAUACACAUCAACCAAUUCCCCAGCAUUUUAGCUGGCUUGGGAAUUGAGAUUGCUUUAGGUUUUUCAUCAUUUAACCAGUGUCUAUGCUCAAAGGGCGUGUGUAUUCCGUUACAUAGACUUGUGUAACAGUUAUAGGAAAGAUUUGAAUUUUUAUA
Messenger RNA from Cornus florida, 1878 nucleotides. Its product is annotated as E3 ubiquitin-protein ligase WAV3-like. Lineage: Eukaryota; Viridiplantae; Streptophyta; Magnoliopsida; Cornales; Cornaceae. The record is from RefSeq and is a predicted model, not a curated record. The transcript is spliced from 3 exons. The coding region runs from base 124 to 1692 and encodes 522 amino acids.